GUCAGAGCGUGGAAACUCAGAGCAUUACAUUAAUUCUCGAUUGACAUCACGAUGUCAGCCUUCGUUUUAAUUUUUACAUCUUUCCUGGCGAUCGCGCUCGCCCAGAAGGAUCCGCAUUAUAUGGAUGGCAGAACAACUAUGGUUCAUUUGUUCGAAUGGAAAUUCAACGACAUCGCCAAAGAAUGUGAGGAUUUCCUUGGUCCAAUGGGCUACGGUGGUGUACAAGUUUCUCCUGUAAACGAGAAUCUUAUAAUAGACAAGAGACCCUGGUACGAGAGAUAUCAGCCACUCUCCUAUAAAAUUAUUAGUCGAUCCGGAACUGAAUCCGAAUUUAAAGACAUGAUAGAGAGAUGUAAAAAAGUCGGUGUACAGAUAUACGUCGACGCGGUCAUUAAUCACAUGACAGCGGACAUACUACCCGCGUACGGUACCGGUGGCACAUCAGCAGAUCCGAAGGAUUUCAGUUAUCCGGGAGUCCCAUAUACCUCACAGGACUUCCAUACACCUCCAUGCCAAAUCCAGAAUUACAAUAAUGCAACCGAGGUUCGAGACUGUGAACUAUCCGGCCUUCACGAUCUCGAUCAGAGCAAGGAACAUGUUCGAAAUGAAAUAAUUGGAUUUUUUAAUAGGAUCACCGAUCUUGGAAUCGCUGGCUUGCGCAUUGACGCAGCUAAACACAUGUGGCCACAAGAUCUUGGAGUUAUCUACAACAGGACCAAAAAUUUGUCCGCUAAAGCUGGAUUUUUACCGUCUGCGCGACCUUAUAUCUAUCAAGAAGUCAUCGAUCUCGGUGGCGAGGCCGUUAGCAAAUUCGAGUACACCGAUCUUGGAAAUGUCAUCGAGUUUCAAUACGGAAUAAUUUUGGGUAGUAUGUUCCGUGGUCAGGACAAAUUGGCGAGGCUGGAAACGUUCAAUGACCCGAAAGCUUGGAGAAUGUUAUCUCCCGAUGACGCGUUAGUCAUGGUUGACAAUCAUGAUAAUCAGAGAGGCCACGGUGCAGGCGGAUCCACUAUUCUAACGUACAAAGAUCCAAAACCCUACAAGAUGGCAAUAGCCUUUAUGCUUGCCUAUCCUUAUGGUCAUCCUCGAAUCAUGAGCUCCUUCGCCUUUACUGAUCCCAACAAAGGACCACCAGCGGAUUCGGAUGGCAACAUCAUUUCGCCUGAAAUUUCCAAUGGUCAGUGCGUCAAUGGUUGGGUCUGCGAACACAGAUGGCCGCAGAUCUAUCACAUGGCCCAUUUUCGAAAUCUAGUCAACGACGAGCCAGUGGAGAAUUGGUGGACCGAUGGAAAAAAUCAGAUAGCCUUCUCCCGUGGCUCUAAAGGUUUCAUCGCUCUUAACGUCGAGGGCGAUCUUAGCGAAAAGUUGCAAACUGGAUUGCCCGCCGGUACUUAUUGCGAUGUCAUGACGGGGAAUGUCGUCAACGGCCAAUGCACUGGAAAGUCAGUGCAGGUUGAUAGCGAUGGUCGCGCUCUUAUUGAAAUUUUAUCAGAUGAGUCGGAAGGCGCGCUCGCUCUUCAUAUACAGGCGAAACUGUGAGGCUCGUCGCGGUCAAUAAACUUGGAAAAACAACAUUUUAUGAUUCUGCACGUGACUAGCACAAAAGCAUGUAGAUUGCACAAAUGUAAAUGUAUUGAAUAAAAAUGCAUGCAAAUA
Cataglyphis hispanica is the source of this 1656-nucleotide messenger RNA. RefSeq names its product alpha-amylase 2-like. The record is from RefSeq and is a predicted model, not a curated record. The transcript is spliced from 5 exons. Lineage: Eukaryota; Metazoa; Arthropoda; Insecta; Hymenoptera; Formicidae. The coding region runs from base 52 to 1539 and encodes 495 amino acids. Gene Ontology annotation, biological process: carbohydrate metabolic process. Gene Ontology annotation, molecular function: alpha-amylase activity; cation binding.